AUGGACAGUGGUAGAGGCGGCGGUUUAUAUGGUGGUGGUGGCGACGGCUUAGGUGGUAGAGGUUGGGGCUACGGUGGUCUAUAUGGUGGUGGCGGUGGCUUCGGUGGCGGAGGCUUAGGUGGUUUGGGUGGUGGCGGCGGCGGUUUCGGUGGUUUAGGAGCCGGAGGCUUAGGUGGUUUGGGUGAUGGUGGAGGCGGUUUAGGUGGUGGUGGUGAAGGCUUAAAUGGUUUGGGUGGCGGCGGAGGCUUUGGUGGUUUGGGUGGUGUUGGCGGCGGAUUAGGUGGUUUGGGUGGUGCUGGCGGAGGUUUAGGUGGUUUAGGUAGUGGUGGCGGCGGAUUAGGUGGUUUGGGUGGUAGAGGUUGGGGCUACGGUGGUUUAUAUGGUGGUGGCGGCCCAUUAGGUGGUUUAUACGGUGGUGGAGGCUUCGGUGGUUUAGGUGGUGGCAGAGGCUUAGGUGGUAGAGGCGCCGGCUAUGGUGAUAUAGGUGGGCGUGGCUGGGGCUAUGGCGGUUUAGAUGGUGGUGCUGGUGGUGGUGGUGGUGCUGGUGGCCUAGGUGGUUAUGGAGGUGGCGACAGCUUAGGUGGUUUAGGUGGUGGUGGUGUCGGCUAUAUAUUAGAUGACUGA
Messenger RNA from Oppia nitens, 624 nucleotides. RefSeq names its product acanthoscurrin-2-like. The transcript has 2 exons. Lineage: Eukaryota; Metazoa; Arthropoda; Arachnida; Sarcoptiformes; Oppiidae. The record is from RefSeq and is a predicted model, not a curated record. Bases 1 to 624 code for a protein of 207 amino acids.